AUGUAUGUAUGUCGCUGUGAAUUGGCUGCGCAGACCCUUCCACAAUGGUGUGGCAUACCGCUUUCUUGGGGGAUCGGCGUAUGUAGUGCACUGUUUGCUCUUGCCACCCCCAAUGGUGGUGUGACUUUUGUGCGGUCGUCAGUGUGCGCUGCCGGGGCAUGGGUCCUCUCUCCAUGCACGUGGUGUGUGUGCACUCUUGCUGUGCGGCACAGUGCCGUCCGCGUGCUGCGAGUGAAUUUGGUCUGCAGGGGUCGCUGGCGGUAUCUGAAACGGAAGCUGCCUCGUUGCGUUGCUUGCAUGCUGGUGUGUCUGUGGGUGUGA
Trypanosoma theileri is the source of this 321-nucleotide messenger RNA. RefSeq lists its product as uncharacterized. Bases 1 to 321 code for a protein of 106 amino acids. The record is from RefSeq and is a predicted model, not a curated record. The transcript has a single exon. NCBI's taxonomy places the organism in Eukaryota, Euglenozoa, Kinetoplastea, Trypanosomatida, Trypanosomatidae.